AUGACGACUCAAUAUGGCAGUAUCAAUGACCAGAAUGGUGACGAAGAACCCAUCGACAAUGGCAAAGCUCAGGCUCUGCCCCAAAAUGUCGUACGGGAGCCAUUCAGCUUGACUCCAUACAUGCAAUUAAUGCGACUUGAUCGACCAGCCGGCUUCAUCGGCUUCUACAUGCCCUCUGUUCUGGGUCUCGUCUACGCUGCAAGCAUUGCCGAGCCAUCAGCCGUGAGCCCAGUACAGUUACUGCAGAUGUGCAUCUUUUUCUUUGUUGCCAAUCUCCUCAUUCGCGGUGCAGCCUGCACCUGGAACGACAAUAUCGAUCAAGAAUAUGACCGAAAGGUCGACCGCUGUCGCAAUCGACCCAUUGCUCGAGGGGCCGUCUCCACGACCCAGGGCCACAUUUUCAUGCUGGCGCAGACAGCCGCUCUAGUAUGGCUUUUCAAUUACCUUCCCCGUCAAUGUGAUGUGUACUCUAUCGCUAUGGGCGCCUUAUACGUUCUCUACCCCUUCUGCAAGCGGUUCACUCAUUACCCACAAGCUAUCCUGGGUGUGCCUUUGGCUCUUGCUAUCAUCGUUUCUGCAUACUCGUUUGGUGUUCUUGAGUCUCUCUGGAACAGUCCUGACACUGCCAAGGCUACAAUCGCUUUAUGUGUUAUUGAGAUUUUUUGGACUAUGAUCUACGAUACCAUCUACGCCCAUCAAGAUCUUCAGGAUGAUAUCAAGGCUGGAGUUAAGUCCAUGGCUGUUCGAUUUCAGAACAGCACAAAAAAGCUUUGCACUAUUCUUGCCAUUCUGCAGGUAGUUCUGCUUGUGUUGGUUGGAAUUUGGACUAAUAUGACGACUGGAUACUUCCUUGUUGGGUGCGGAGGAAGUGCUGUCUCCCUGGCUGUGAUGAUUUACACCGUCGACUUGAACGUGCCGGCUAGUUGUGCCAAGUGGUUUAAGCUGGGCUUUGUUUUCGUUGGCGGAAGCAUGAAUGCUGGGUUCUUCGUGGCGUAUUUGGAGAAACUGCUUGCUCAUCAGUAA
Molecule: messenger RNA, 1023 nt
Organism: Penicillium malachiteum
Lineage: Eukaryota; Fungi; Ascomycota; Eurotiomycetes; Eurotiales; Aspergillaceae
Product: 4-hydroxybenzoate octaprenyltransferase
Exons: 1
Coding region: 1-1023 (340 amino acids)
Biological process (GO): ubiquinone biosynthetic process
Cellular component (GO): mitochondrial inner membrane
Molecular function (GO): 4-hydroxybenzoate polyprenyltransferase activity
Source: RefSeq, a predicted model, not a curated record